Molecule: messenger RNA, 2649 nt
Organism: Dromiciops gliroides (monito del monte)
Lineage: Eukaryota; Metazoa; Chordata; Mammalia; Microbiotheria; Microbiotheriidae
Product: solute carrier family 26 member 10-like
Exons: 17
Coding region: 367-2571 (734 amino acids)
Biological process (GO): transmembrane transport
Cellular component (GO): membrane
Molecular function (GO): sulfate transmembrane transporter activity; oxalate transmembrane transporter activity; chloride transmembrane transporter activity
Source: RefSeq, a predicted model, not a curated record
AACGCUUACAAGGAAAAGAGAGAAAAGAGGAAGGAGGAUAGUUAAUUCUUGGAGAAGUGAUAAGGAUUCUUCUGUCCUUCCAGCCCCUGUUUCCCCAUCCAUUUUGUUUGAAGUUUGGGGGGAAGAAUAGGGAGAGGAUGACCAGAUAUGCAACAUAAUCCCUCCCCCUACCCCCAGAGUGUUUCUCCAGGAUCUCCUCCCCGCCCCUAGAUCUCCCGGGGGAGAUGCACCCCUCCCUAGCCCUUGAUUGUAUGGUACUCCGAGAAGGAGGAGCUAGGGGUCCCCCCCGCGUUGGGCGGGGUUCUAUACAACGGGGUGGAGGGGUACAUAAGUCUGGGUUGGAGGAGGAGGGUAGACCCGGGCAGAAUGAGUGAGUCGUCUAGCACUGUGUCCAGUCCGGUGUUGGGAGAGGAGUCAGACCCGGUAACCAGUCCUGGGUCCGAAGCAGUGUCUGGUGUCCUAAGUCCUCUUACCGAGGCCCUGUUCCAGAGGCAUUUUGGGGGCGCCGAGCAGAGUCUAGAUCCUUUACCCGAUCAGCUGCUGCGGGGCUUUCGGGACAAGCUGGUCCGGAUCUGCUCCAGGAGGGAGGCGUGGAGGCUGCUCCGGGCCCGGUUCCCUCCCCUGACCUGGCUGCCCUGGUACCGCUGGAGGACUUGGUUGCUCGGAGACGCGGUAGCCGGAGUCACCGUGGGCGUAGUGCAUGUGCCGCAGGGCAUGGCCUUUGCCCUCCUAACCUCAGUGCCCCCUGUGUUUGGACUUUAUACCUCCUUUUUUCCUGUCCUCAUCUACACCUUCCUGGGUACAGGAAGACACCUGUCCACUGGAACCUUUGCAGUACUCAGCCUUAUGACAGGUUCAGCAGUAGAAAGCCUGGUCCCAGAGCCCCCCGGGGGUAACCUGAGCGCGACUGAGAGAAUGCAGCUGGACCUGCAGAGGGUUGGGGUGGCGGCUGCAGUCGCCUUCUGGAGCGGGGUGCUGAUGCUAGGGAUGUUCGCGUUGCAGCUCGGCUUCCUGGCCACCUUCCUGUCGCAGCCCGUGGUCAAAGCUCUCACCAGUGGGGCCGCGGUGCACGUGCUCGUGUCCCAGCUGCAGAGUCUCCUGGGACUUCCCUUCCCUCGACAGAUCGGCUACUUUGCCCUUUUCAAGACGCUGGCCGCGGUCCUUACUUCACUGCCUCAGAGCAGUCCAGCCGAAUUGACCAUCUCAGCCCUUAGCCUGGCGCUACUGGUGCCAGUCAAAGAGCUGAACGUGAGAUUUCGAGAAAGGCUGCCUACCCCGAUCCCAGGAGAGGUCUUCAUGGUGCUCUUGGCCUCUCUUCUCUGUUUUACUUCUUCUCUGGACACGAGAUACAAUGUACAAAUCGUUGGGUCACUACCAGUUGGGUUCCCCCAACCCUUGAUACCAUCUUUGUCUACACUGCCCCUGGUUCUUGCCUACUCCCUUCCAAUUGCAUUGGUUACUUUUGCUGUAUCGGUGUCUCUGGCUUCAAUCUAUGCCGACAAGCACAGCUAUACCAUCAACCCCAACCAGGAGCUCCUGGCUCAUGGUGUCUCCAACUUAGUCUCCUCACUCUUCUCCUGCUUCCCCAAUUCAGCCUCGUUAGCUACAACCAGUUUGCUAGUGGAUGCAGGGGGAAACACACAGCUCACAGGCCUUUUCUCUUGUGCGGUUGUCCUAUUAGUGCUACUGUGGUUGGGACCUCUUUUCUACUAUUUGCCCAAGGCGGUCCUUGCCUGCAUCAAUAUUUCCAGCAUGCGCCAGAUGUUCUUCCAGAUGCAGGAGCUGCCCCAACUGUGGCAUAUCAGCAAGAUGGAUUUUGCUGUGUGGCUGGUCACAUGGGUAGCUGUAGUAACCUUGAGUGUGGACUUGGGCCUCGCCAUAGGUGUAAUCUUCUCCAUGAUGACUGUAGUCUGCCGAACACAGAGGAUACAGUGUCUGGUACUUGGACAAGUAAAGGGAAGAGAACUAUUCUGUCCAGUCAGAGAAAGUUCUAAGCUCUGUCAGGUUCCUGGACUACGAAUCUUUAGAUAUCCUGCCCCACUCUAUUUUGGAACCAGAGGCAGAUUUCGUCAAACUAUGGGGCAGCUGUUGGGGCUGGAGAAGCAAGAUGAGGAACCUGCAAAGUCACAUGGGUCAGCUGAGACAGGAGCGGAACUUGUUCAAGUUGUCAUCCUAGACUGUAGUGGUAUCAUCUUUGUGGAUGUGGCUGGAGCCCGGGAGUUGGUGCAGCUGGCUAGUCAGUGCAGUGCAGCCAGGAUUCACCUCCUCUUGGCUCAGUGUAAUGGUAAGAUGCAUGAAACUGGGGAGGAUUGGAAAUUUUUUGAAUUCUUUGUGUGUGUGUGUGUGUGUGGGGGGGUUGGUAAUAGUAAGAGGGAUGAGGUGGAGACCAGACUUGGGACUUUGAUUAUUCCUUCUGUUGGCACAGCCCCUGUGCUGGGGACACUAAGGAGGGCUGGGCUCCUGGACAUAUUGACCCCGGAGCAACUUUUUGUGAGCGUUCAAGAUGCAGCUGCCCAUGCACUGGAGAGUCUGGAGCCUCUGACCUCAAAGACUUGCAUGGUCUGGGUUUGAACCUGGCAGCUCUGCUCAUUAGGAAUACCAGUGGCACUGGUUGGAUGUAGUUAAGGGAGAGAUUAUGGCCACCGAGGG